GGCAUGUACGUUCUACGCGCGCUUUGAUUUUGCCUUCGUGCAGGUAGUCAGCAAAAUGCUUACGUUUUUCUAUUAAAAAUGCGAUUUUGUCCUUCUUGCGAGACUCGGUACUUCGAUAUAUAAACUGUUUAACAUUUUAAGCCUAUUAUAAACGCGAUGAAGUGUUGCAGGGACGAGAGAAAGUGAUUUGUGGAGCGGUAGAUCAUUCCCCUAAGGCCUCAUCAAGCAUCAUGGAUUUACAGCAUGCAAUAUGUAGACCCGAAAACCAUAGCAAGUUUAGGGAGAAACGACUUUACAAAAGAUUUUUGAAUAAUGCAAGCCAGGGCCUUUCCUUUUCUGAAGAGGUUGUGUGUGAGAUGGGGCCCAUUUCAUACAGAAAACAUGCAGACUUUAGUUGGCUUUUCCAUCCUGUGGGCCCUUUAGCAUCAGGCACCACAUUAAAGAAAAUUAGGAAGAAUAGGCACAAUGUACAUUGGAACAUUAAUUCUCUUACUCAAGAAGCAGGCAGUGCUUCUGUACAGGCUCUUACAAUGAACACGAAGGCAUCUUUUAAAAUGUAUAGUGAUCAAAGUAAAUAUUGCAAUGCCGUUGGAAGGACAGGGCAAAUCAAUGUGCACACCAGUCUGCAGGAAUCAUUUACAGAGGAUUGGGAAUCCCAGAACAGGAACAGCAAGUGGCAGGAGUUUGUACAGAAGAAGCUUGGCAAGACUACAGAAAAGUGUUUUAACAAGCAGAUCACCAGAGAGAAGUGUGAAAAUAAGUCUGGUGCACUGUUACCAUUGAGGAAACAACACAGGGUACUGGAUUACGUGUCAUCUCCGGGCGUGAAUGUGCAGAAUUGCUUAAAUAAAACAGCAAGUGCAGCGGGUGUCAAGAGCAUUGAGAUUCCACAGUCCCUACACCUGCAGGACAUCCAAGAUCUAGACGACGGCAGCCAUGUUUAUCACACAAACAACAUCUUUAAACAGGGAAUCUUCACAGGAAAAGAUAGCACUGUGAAGGAAGUAAAUCUGGCAAAGUGUCCUUCACAGGAGAGCACCAGACAUCUGCAUUGCAAACCUGUGGCAGAGCUCUCCUCUCUUCGCUAUGCAUUGAACAAUUGGAGAUUUAAGUUGCCCUGGCAGAAGGUUACCCUUGAGGGCCUAAAAAGAGCUCUUAUUGAUCCUAAUUAUCUCAUGCGGCUGGAAGCCCUCAUAACCUGUGCAUCAGGAGCAGUUAAUGGACUACAGCAGAAUCUUGAUCCAGGCAAAGGAGCUCAAUGUGAGGGACUGAAAGUACAGACAGUACCUCAGGAACUGCAGGAUCUCAUUGUCUCGGCUCUUAAUGACCCGGUCAGGAGAGUUCAGAUGGCUGCUGCAGUGUGCCAGUAUGUCAUGAGGACACCUAACUCACGAGCCAAAGACAUACUGAAGUGCACAUUAAAACAAGACCUUACAGGCACAGGUGCCGACAGCUGGAUGGCGGCACAAUGCCUGGCAAUUGAUGGUGAUACAAGUCAAAGUGUCAUACAGAGACUUUUGUCCCAACACUUCCUCUGCGAUUCUCCUUCGGAUCAGAAGCAGUCCUUGGUUUUGCUCUCAAGCAUUAGCAGGAAAACUACAUUAGUGCGUUCUCUUCUGGCUGAAGAAUUAAGCAACGCUAAUUGGAGAAUUCGAUUUCAGGCCUGUAAUAGCAUUGCACUGCUCAGAGGUCCAAUCAAUAAGGACCUUUGCAACAAACUGAUUCACAUGAUGUGGAAUGACUGGAGCUGUGAUGUUCGUAAGGCUGCAGCUCAGGCUUUGAGUAAACUGGACAGAGAUCUGCACAUUGAGCUGAGUGUGAAGCUCAAAGGGGGUCCAACUGCUAAGCGAUUGGAAGCACUGAUGUUCAUUGGUCAGCUUAAUAUAAUGACACCCAAGCUACUGCCCACUUUCCUGCAGUGCUUUAAUGAUGACUUUGUGGCUGUGCGCAAACAGGCCUGCUUGACUGCGGCAUCUCUGAUAAUUAAAGACCAGACGGUCCUGGAUCAGUUAAUUAACUUGAUGCAGAAUGACCCAUUAUGGGAAGUGAAAGUGGAGGCGAUUAAUGCUUUAGGAAGAAUAGGUUGCAUAACCCCAGGUCUACAGGAGUUGCUGAUGUGGGCUCUGCAUCUUGAGGAGGAGCCCAGUGUGCGCAUAGCUGCCUGUGAAGCCCUGAGUUCUUUAGAAGCAAAGGGCCCAGAAUUACAACGUUUUCUACAAGAGCGAUAUGCACUGGAAUCCAACAUUGAGGUUCAAAGGCACAUUGAAGGACUACUAGAAAAAUUUGGAUACAGUCUGGAAGGAGACGAAAGCACGAUUCAAGAGAUCAAGCAACAGGUGGAGCUGUUGUGUUCAAAACACACCAUUUCAAUGAAAGUGCUUGUAGUGGAAGAGAUGGAAAAGCAGCGACAGCAGAUAUCAUUGUGCUGAAUUUACCAUUACAGAAAACGUAAGGCCAUUAAAGGAACGAUGAACCGAAUGUUUUGAGUUGUCUUACUCAAAAACAUCCAGUCACUCAUUUUCAUUUAGUUUACAGUUGUCAGGCAGGUUAAUGUUAAAAAAAAACAAGGAUCAAACCACUUUGCUUUUUAAGAGUAUGGUUUAAUUUGGAUAGUAAUGUCUGUUCUUUUUGUCAAAAUGAUAUAGAAAUUCAGGAACAUGUUUUCUACAGCUGCACUGUUGUUAAGCACUUUUAGGAUAGAUUAUAUGAUUGGUUGACCGAGAUAAACAUUAUGCCUGCAUUUGAUUAUGAAAUUGUUAAAUUUGGGGUCUUUACGGAAAACAAAGAUGUUGAAUUUCUGUUUAAUAAUGUGUUGAUUGUAGCCAAAAUUGAUCUACAUAAAAAUGUCGAUUUUUCAAAGUU
Messenger RNA from Misgurnus anguillicaudatus (oriental weatherfish), 2862 nucleotides. Lineage: Eukaryota; Metazoa; Chordata; Actinopteri; Cypriniformes; Cobitidae. The record is from RefSeq and is a predicted model, not a curated record.